AUGAUGGAGAAUUCAAAAGAUGUAAUGACCUUGUGUGUUUGUAUAAUAAUUGCCGACGUCGUGCUCUGUUGGCCAAGUUCAAAUGGACUCGACUUGAUUGUCUUGAAGCAUGUCCUAACGUCGUCUUGGUUGGCUGAAAGUGACAAUGUGCCGGCCUGCCAUACGACUACCACUCAAAUCAACCAGUCAUGGGUUGCGCUAGAAAAGAUCCAGGAAGAGGAGACACUGACAGCGCAUGCAGCGGGUGCAGCGGGUGCAGCCGAUGUCGCUGGAUCGACCAGACAGGACGGGGGGUGGCUUUUGACUUUGGACGAGAAACUUGACUCGAACCAGGGACCAGGGACCAGACGGAUAAAUGGAUGGACGGUGAAGUAUCGUAGAUUGCUCGGCGUUUAUGACGUGAGGUCUUUGGGCUUGUUCAAGUUCAAUGCAACGGUCGAGAUGAUGCAGCUCGAUGGCGCACAAAGGUGCCUAUGUCUGCGGGAGGUUGUGAAGCAUAGGAUGGGAUAG
This is a messenger RNA of Pochonia chlamydosporia 170, 510 nucleotides long. RefSeq lists its product as hypothetical. The record is from RefSeq and is a predicted model, not a curated record. Bases 1 to 510 code for a protein of 169 amino acids. NCBI's taxonomy places the organism in Eukaryota, Fungi, Ascomycota, Sordariomycetes, Hypocreales, Clavicipitaceae. The transcript has 2 exons.